Gamsiella multidivaricata is the source of this 2152-nucleotide messenger RNA. Its product is annotated as pyridine nucleotide-disulfide oxidoreductase-domain-containing protein. The record is from RefSeq and is a predicted model, not a curated record. Lineage: Eukaryota; Fungi; Mortierellomycota; Mortierellomycetes; Mortierellales; Mortierellaceae. Gene Ontology annotation, molecular function: NADH dehydrogenase activity. The transcript has 4 exons. The coding region runs from base 496 to 2064 and encodes 522 amino acids.
UUCUCAACAGCACAUUCAUCCGUCUCUCUCUUUCUCUCUCUGCAAUUGGAGUCCUUUAUUUCGGUCUCAUCGCACGUCUCCUUUCCAUUUUUUUUUCUCACGUUCAAAGAUCCUAACCAGAUACUACAUACUAGAAAAUCAUGUCAUCCAUCUGUCGUAAGAAAAAAAAGAGCGCCUUGACCAUGUCGUCGUCCUUUUUUUAUUUCUUUGUCAGAUCCAAUGCUUGCUUGCUAACAAUGUAUACUAUGACUCGUCUUGUCUGUCUGUCUCCCUGUCUGUCUGUCUGUCUUUUUUUUUUCUAAUUCGGAUCGGACCCCGUAAACAACAGGUUCAUCACAAUCUACACGAUUGCCGCUACGACACUUUGCUUCGACAGCGACAUCCCGUCCUUACUCUGUCACAGCAUUCAGGCGAACCUUGACAAAUGUAUCACCAUCAUCAUCAGCAGUAGGGCCAGGAGCAAUCACAGGAGCAGGAGCAGUGACGGGACGAUUCAUGACUCGGAUGGUGGUUAGGACACUGCAUCAACAGCAACAGCAACAACAGCUGGGCCGUGUCCUUCCAGGUUUUCGAUCCACCCUGUCAUGGACGCCUUUGUCUGUCAGUUCCUCUGAAUCCUCGGGAUCCUUGUCAAAGAAUCGACAGUACCAGCAGCAAAUCCGAGGCAUCCGAUCUGUCGGAAAGUCUCAGGGUCGAGUGAUGAUCCUGGGAUCGGGAUGGGGCGGGUUCAGGCUGUUGCGCGACAUGGACAAAAGUUCCUACCAGAUCGUUGCGGUCUCUCCCAGGAACCACUUCCUUUUCACGCCGCUGCUGGCGAGCACGUCGGUCGGCACGCUCGAGUUCCGGUGCAUCACCGAGCCCGUGCGCGGAUACACUGGCAAGGUCGAAUACCACCAAGCCUGGUGUGACAACAUCGACUUUGAACAGUCCAAGGUCGAUUGCACCCUCAAUCUGUCCAAGGUCCCUGUGACGCAAGUUCGAGAUUCCUCCGGCAAGGCACACGCGGUCCACCCUCCGAACAACGUUCGUCUGGAUUAUGAUCAUCUCAUCAUCACCGUGGGCUCGUAUUCGAACACGUUCAAUAUCCCUGGGGUGAAAGAACACGCCUUCUUUCUGAAGGAGGUCGCAGACGCCCGCAAGAUCCGAUCCCGGGUGCUGGAGUGUUUUGAGAGGGCCGAGAUGUUGAACUCGGACGAGGAGCGGAAUGGGCUGUUGCAUUUCGCAGUCGUCGGUGGAGGCCCGACGGGGGUCGAGUUCUCGUCGGAGCUGCAUGAUUUCAUCCGAGAGGAUUGCUCGAGGUUGUUUCCGAGGCUGAUGAACCAUGUGACCCUGGCCGUGUACGAUGUCGCGCCGACCAUCCUGGCGAGCUUUGACAAGUCGCUGUCCGAGUACUGUAUGAAAAAGUUCAAGCGGUCAGGGAUCGAGGUUAGGACGGGUACGGUGGUGGAGAGGGUCGAGGAUGGCAAGUUGGUGCUGAAAGACGGGAAGGAGAUUCCAUUUGGGUGUCUGGUUUGGUCCACGGGUUUGACAGAGAACCCGCUGACGGAGGCGUUGGAGGGGAGGGUACAAAAGACGAAGAAUCGGAGGAUCUUGACGGAUCAGUAUCUGAGGGUCCUGGAUGCGGAGGGAAAGACCAUCCCGAACGUGUAUGCACUCGGAGAUUGCGCUACCAUCAAAGAUCAUGAACUGCCACAGACGGCUCAAGUAGCGAACCAGCAAGCGAUCUGGUUGCGGAAGGCAUUGAACAAACUGGCGAAGCAGCCCGAGAGAUCACUCACGGAUGUAACGGGACCCUUUACAUUCAAGAACCUGGGAUCGAUGGCCUAUAUCGGCAACUGGGAGGCCGUUGUGGACAUGACGGAGAUCAACGACAAGGCCAAGGAGGGCGGUAAAUUAGCAUGGGUGUUCUGGCGAUCGUCUUAUCUGACGAUGAGCGUGUCGUUGAGGAACAAGAUGAUUAUUCCAGUGUACUGGUUCAUGACUUGGGUGUUCGGGCGCGAUGUGAGUUCGUUCCAGGAGUACGACCGAAGGAAGCGGCUCAUGAACGCUGAGCGCGACGGGUAGAGGGAGACCAUUAGGGCGCUACGGGUCGACGCCGAGACGGCAAAAGAAACUCAUUUCACGUAUUAAAAAAGAAAAGAUGAACCCUUAA